This is a messenger RNA of Monodelphis domestica (gray short-tailed opossum), 969 nucleotides long. It is a transcript of the gene VENTX, whose product is annotated as VENT homeobox. Lineage: Eukaryota; Metazoa; Chordata; Mammalia; Didelphimorphia; Didelphidae. Gene Ontology annotation, biological process: regulation of DNA-templated transcription. The record is from RefSeq and is a predicted model, not a curated record. Gene Ontology annotation, molecular function: DNA binding; DNA-binding transcription factor activity, RNA polymerase II-specific.
CUCGCGCUCCCUCGGGAGAGCCCCGGUUGCUGGGUCCCCGCCGCGCCCCGUCCCUUCCGAUGACGAAGGCUCCGUUCUCUGUGGAAUGGCUCUCGCAGAGUAGCCGGAAGUCCACGCAACUGCGGGAAGGUAACUCCGAGGCGUCCCCUCGAAGAGGAGGCCAAGGCCCGGGCGGGGCCCUUCGCUUUCCUGGGUCCCCCGAGACGUCCACGAGUUCCCGGUCCCCGCAGUUCCCCGCUGCCGCCGCCGCCGCCGUAGCCGUCGGAGGACCUCCUGCAGCCAGAUCCGGGGCCCCGGGCUACGAGGCCCCUCCCGAGGCGAGCCGUGGCGGCUGCGGGCCAGCGGAGGGCCCUGGGCCCGAGACUCCGGGCCGGGGAGCGCGGCGCCUGCGAACGGCCUUCACGACCAAGCAGAUCAGCACCUUGGAGAGCUCCUUCAAGCGCCACCACUACCUGGGCGCGGCCGAGAGGCGCAAACUGGCCGGCAAAAUGCAGCUGUCGGAAGUGCAGAUAAAAACGUGGUUCCAGAACCGCCGCAUGAAGCUGAAGCGCCAACUGCAGGACUUGAGGCCGCCCGACCCGCCUCCCGGCUUCCCCCUGCACCUGUACAGCCCCCUGCUCCUGCGCUCCCCGCCGCUGCCGCUGCCGCUGCCGCUGCCGCUGCCCCUGCCCGUGCCGCUGCCGCCGGGCCUGCCCUACGGGUACCCCAGGACGCCGCAGCUCCCGGGCCUCAUCCAGACGCCGCCUCCCCUGCCCCCCGGCUCCUGCAAAGCGGCCCCUCCCAGCGUCCCGUCCGCACUGGCCUGCCUGCUGAGCGGCUGCCCGGACCAGGCCUCCUUCCUUCGGACUUUGUGACGCUGGAGGGGGGAGGGGCGGCUGGACCUUUCGGGAGGCCUCCGGCCUCCGCCUCCCUGCGGGCUCGAGGAUGGACUGGCUUAUUUAUGGGCGCAUUAAAUCGUCACCUUUUGCA